Molecule: messenger RNA, 1274 nt
Organism: Durio zibethinus
Lineage: Eukaryota; Viridiplantae; Streptophyta; Magnoliopsida; Malvales; Malvaceae
Source: RefSeq, a predicted model, not a curated record
AUCAAUAUUUUUAACUAUAUAAAAUUGACAAAAUUAAUGAUUGAAUUAAUAUUAUCAGUUCAAAAUAAUACGAUAACUAAAUUUGUAUAAAUUACCGUACAAGGAUUAAAUUCUAAAUUUUCAUAAAAUAUAAAAACCUCUAACAUAAUUUAUCCUAAAAUUAACUAAAUUAAUCAACUUGUGUACUAAAAUGGAAGGAUUAUGGAGCUAAUUUUUAAUUAAUUUUACGUACAAAUUUAAUAAUCACGUACGAUCGAUGGUAUUUGGUGGUGAUGGAUAAAAUUUUUUGGUUAACUAAAUUAAGUGUGGUGAUCCUUGUUUGGUAUACAUGCAGGAAUUGAUGCUUGAAACAGUGGAUAAUCCUGCUAAUGUAGCAGAAUGGGCUAUGGCAGAGAUGCUCAACAAACCUGAAAUUCUCCAAAAAGCCUGCCAGGAAAUAGACAGUGUUGUUGGAAAGGAGAGAUGGGUUCAAGAAGCUGACAUUCCAAAACUCAAUUAUAUAAAGGCUUGUGCAAGGGAAGCUUUUCGGCUUCACCCCAUUGCACCCUUCAACGUUCCUCACGUGUCAAUAGCCGAUGCCACAGUUGCCGGCUACGUCAUCCCUAAAGGUAGUCAUUUCCUGCUCAGCCGAGCAGGCCUAGGCCGGAACCCGAAAGUUUGGGACGAGCCAUUGGAAUUCAAACCUGGGCGGCAUCUGAAGGAUGGUUUGAGUGACAAAGUUGAUCUGACAGAGCCGGAACUGAGGUUCAUUUCGUUUAGUACCGGAAGGCGUGGGUGCAUAGGCGUGGCUCUUGGGACUGAAAUGACUGCAAUGCUGUUUGCCAGGCUGAUUCAAGGUUUUAAAUGGAACGUACCGCCUAAUGAAUCGAAAAUUGACCUCUCUGAAUCGGAAGAUGAUCUUUUCUUGGCAAAACCAUUACAUGCACUGGCUAAACCACGCUUGCCUGCUGCACUCUAUACUCAGCUUGACUACUAGUCAAAUUUAAAAAGCUUUAGUGCUACAAUACUGUACUAAAUAAACUCUAACCAAGUUAUUAUUAGAGGUCAUGAGAAUAAGACAUGUAGUCAUCAUUAAGCGGUGAUAUUCAGCAUGUUUGGAAUUCAAAAUCCAACGUGGGCAACCCUAUGUUAUUGCUAUAUAUGAUUCCAAUUUCCAUUAAGAAUCUAACCAUGCAAGUUGAGUUUCCCUGAUUCAGCCAAGCAGUAGCUUUUUUUUCACCAAUUGGAAAUGAAGGCGCACAUACUUAUACCAAGUGAUGUUCAUAAGUCCAUGG